Messenger RNA from Homarus americanus (American lobster), 1150 nucleotides. It is a transcript of the gene Srp14, whose product is annotated as signal recognition particle 14 kDa protein-like. Gene Ontology annotation, biological process: SRP-dependent cotranslational protein targeting to membrane. The coding region runs from base 28 to 390 and encodes 120 amino acids. The record is from RefSeq and is a predicted model, not a curated record. Gene Ontology annotation, molecular function: 7S RNA binding; endoplasmic reticulum signal sequence receptor activity. The transcript is spliced from 4 exons. Lineage: Eukaryota; Metazoa; Arthropoda; Malacostraca; Decapoda; Nephropidae. Gene Ontology annotation, cellular component: signal recognition particle, endoplasmic reticulum targeting.
CCAACAUAGUUCGUUAGGAGUGACAACAUGGCCAAGCUACACCUCACCAACGACGUGUUUAUGUCAGAGCUGACUCUGAUGUUUCACAAUGCCCGAACACACGGAGAAGUUACGACCACAAUAAAAAGAUAUGAUGGACGCACUCGCCCGCACCCUAAACCCAGAAAACUUAAGAAUGGCAAGAUGUCUAAAGUGAAUCCCUUGCCAGAACCUGACGAGUAUAGUUGCUUAUUACGGGCCAAGAGCAAAGACAAGAAAAUAAGCACAGUGGUUUCAGCUGCAGAUGCUCUCAAAUUUCAACUUCAGUUCUCCCAGUUUCUCCGAUCUAACAUGGAUGGCCUUAAGAAAGAAAAGAAAGCUAAGAAAAAGGUCAAGAAAGCUACUCAAUAAAUAGAAAGAAAGGAAGCUUUGGUUAACCUAUAUGGAAAUGCAUUAAGGUAAUAAAAGAGUUGAGGCCAUAUAAGCAGACUAUGCCAAGAAGAGCUUGGGUUGGUCUAGGGGCAUUCCUUUCCUCUUUGGUCUUGGUGAGAAAUAUUUCACAAGGGGACUGCAAUAUUAUGAUGGCUGUGACGUAUGAAAUAAGAUGCUUCAUUUUGUUAAGAGAUUGUGAUGUACUGUACAGGCUUCAUUCAGUUUGCAGUCUUCACUGUAUUUUGUGUUGACUGUGUGGGCUUAAAUGGUAGGAAAGGAAGGAAUUUAUUAUAGUACAGUAUACAGAACCUACUAAUGGAUAAUGGCUGCUAAUGGCAUACAGAGUUGGUGAGUGGCACAGGCCUUUUUUGGUAGAUAAGAACCCCAUGUAAUGCAAUAAUUGUUUGCAUUAUAGAUUCGUAAUUUUAUUUAUUUAUUUUUUGCAAGUUACUGCUUGGCCUCACUUACAAAUUGCAGUAAAAUAACUACCCUUUUAACAUUUCAUUCUCAAUGUCUGCUCACAGCUAGUAUGUUGAGCCCUAUUAAGUACUGUACUGAUAAUAAUAGGAUUGUAGGCUUCACAGGCAAAUGAGCACUAAACAUCGGUGUUGGGGGAGGGGGAUCCAUUUUACCUCACUAUCUUAGGUCCAUUGCAUCGCGUCAAUGAGGAAAGAUUUAAAAAGAGACUAAAACAGGAUUAGAAGGUAAAACUAUUAAACUUUAAUUAUUUAAAAAAAAA